AUGAAAAGGCGUUCAAGAUUUUAUCAUGGAUGGAAGCUAGAAUUACAUGGGCGUCACGUCGAAACACAGCGGAAGCGCUCUGCUGGUGUGAAGAAGGGAAAGGCAUCGUACACGGGCGGAGGCCUUGAUGAUAGAAGAAUCUUGUGCUUGCCAUUGCGGAUGGCUUCUGCAGCAUUGAUGUACCUUCCUCGUAGAAUCCGAGCAUCGCGUCCACGGAGACUGAUGCAAGACUCCUCCUGUACUGUAGUGAGACGUGAAGGCGUUGCGAUUGGUGCGCUCUCAUCGAGAAAACGAGAUAUGAGAAGUGUGGUAAAUACUGACCUUGAACUCGCGAAGAGUGCCGUCUGUGCAGAUGCCAGAUUUUUGAGUUUGGGGGCUUGGCUUGGCGUCAAACCCGCAUUGAUACUAUGGCAUUCUGGCGUCAUCGACAGCGCGGACAUACCAAUAUCAUUGCGGAAGCAUCCGAAAGCAUUCCCUCAGACGCCUCCCCUAGAGACAGAAUCAUACAGCAACUUCCACGCGCGGAAAGCCACGGCAGAGGCGAUUACGGGCUACAACUUCCGCGACGAUGAGUACUUGAAGGCUGCGCUGCGUCCUGGUAACGCUCCUCUUCAUGGCGAGCCCAUCUACAGAUGCCAGAGCCAACUUGCUAUCAUCGGCGAUUCGCUGCUCAGGCUGGCAUACUUCACACACAAUUUUCCAGAUACUACAGAAGGUAAAGCCGCCGGCAAUUAUCAUGCUCACGCCUGGAUAGGAAGUCUGAAUGGUCCUUUUGACUCCAUAUCCUCAAAUUCUGCCCUAGCCUUUACUGCCUGGAACAACGGGCUUGCGAAAGCCAUGGAUACCACCAUUCCCCAAGCCGGACGUGCGAAGUAUGGAGAGCCAAACAUCAAGGCCUCGAAGAUAGCAGUUGCAACCAUGUUGAUCACUGACCUGUCUUCCUUCCAGGCUGUAUUUGGAGCAGUGUUCCUUGACUCAGACCAGGACCUAGGCGUGACAAAACAGCGAACAGGAGUAAGGCGUCCAGACGGUAACAGAAGCGGUCUGCUGAUUCUCACGAUAGACUGGUCUCGGGCAAAGUUCUUGACCGCGCCGAGGUUGCAAAGCGAACAGCUCAUGGAAGGGCAGCCUUAA
This is a messenger RNA of Pseudocercospora fijiensis CIRAD86, 1134 nucleotides long. RefSeq lists its product as uncharacterized. Lineage: Eukaryota; Fungi; Ascomycota; Dothideomycetes; Mycosphaerellales; Mycosphaerellaceae. Gene Ontology annotation, biological process: RNA processing. Bases 1 to 1134 code for a protein of 377 amino acids. Gene Ontology annotation, molecular function: ribonuclease III activity. The transcript has 9 exons. The record is from RefSeq and is a predicted model, not a curated record.